Linnemannia hyalina is the source of this 3303-nucleotide messenger RNA. Lineage: Eukaryota; Fungi; Mortierellomycota; Mortierellomycetes; Mortierellales; Mortierellaceae. The record is from the annotation of a GenBank genome assembly.
AUGGACCACAUCGAAGAAGCCGUUGCUUGCGCACUCAGCCCCACCGCAGACCCUGCUCUGAAGCAACAGGCGACACAAUACUGCGAACAAGUCAAGGCGUCUCCUGAUGGAUGGCAAUCUUGCCUGACGCUCUACAUUCGGGAGCCCAAAAGCACCCCCGAAACCCGCAUGUUCUGUCUACAGGUUGUCGAAGAAGUACUCAUGACCAGAACCAACACGCUGGAUGAGACACGACUAAACUACUUUCGACAGACCUUCAUGGACUACAUCCAACGGGAAUUCGUCAACAAUGGCAUCGACAACACACUGAGCUCAGAACCUUCAUAUCUCAAGAACAAGUUUGCACAUGCAGUUGCACUUCUAUUCCGCCAAACAUAUAUGAAGUCAUGGACCACAUUCUUCUCCGACAUGCUCAGCCUCAUCACCCCUCUGCCUCAGUCUUCAGGGAAAUCGAACAUGAUGAUGGUGGACCUCUUCCUCAGGAUCUUGAUGUCGAUCGAUGAGGAGGUCGUCAACACUCUCAUUUCCCGAGUCAGCUCUAAGGAAGAGAACACUCUCAACAUCAACAUUAAGGAUCGCAUGAGAGAGCAGGAUGUUCCCACACUCGCUAACGUAUGGUACGAGUUGUUGACAGAGUACAAGGACCGCUCUCUUGAUUUCGCAGAGAUGCUGCUUCGCAUCGUCGGAGUCUAUGUGGCCUGGAUCGACAUCUCACUUAUUGUCAAUGAGAGAUUCGUGACUCUUAUUUACAGUUUCUUGUUGACGACGUCUAUCCGCAAUGCUGCUGCCGACAGCUUGACCGAUAUCAUCAAGAAGGGAAUGAAGCCUCUGGACAAGCUGCAGCUCAUCGGCAUCCUUGGCAUUGUUGACGUCUUGCAGCAACUCGAUAUCUCUUCUGAUUCAGAGUUCCGCGAAAAGAUUGCUCGCCUUGUCAACAACCUCGGUCUCCAACUUUGCCAGAUCUGGAACGACACCAACCCUCAGAGCAACUCGAACUACCCUCCCACCGCCAACCCUACCGCCUACACACACAUCUCGCAGCUGGUGCCCAUCCUUCUCCAGUUUUUGCGUGACGAGGAUAACAAUGUCACGGAGGCUGUUUUUGGUUUCUUGCGCGAGAUUCUUAACAUCUUCAAGGUGAUCAAGAAGACCACUGGCUCGUUGCCACAGGAACAAAAGGUGCUCCUCCGCCAGAUUUUGGAAUCGAUCGUUAUGAAGAUGAAGUACGGCGAGGACAUGGACUGGGUUUGCGUUGCUAUCGCUGGAGGUUCAGAAUCCGUCGGUACCAUCGGCGAAGACUCGAUCGGCGACGACGAGAUGCUCGAUUUCUUGGAGAUGCGUCGGGAAUUGAAGCGAUUCUACGAUCAGAUUGCAUCUCUCUCGGCUAGCCUUACGACCACCUUCUUGCACUCUGCUGUCACCUCGACCUUGACGACAUUUGUAAACGAGAAGGCUACAGGAUCUGCAGGAUCUUCUGAUUGGAGGGAUCUGGAGUUGGCGCUCUACUUGCUUUACCUUUACGGAGAAGCCAUCAAAGGCGUUCCCCAGUUUGCUGUUGGCGCGCCAACGAUCGGCGCUAACGGUGGCAAGAUUGUGAACCCCGUCCCUCAACCAGGAGCUCCAUUGACCCCUCUGGGCGAGUGCCUAUUCGAGAUGUGCAAGAGCGGCGUGUCAGCCUAUCCUCACCCAUCUGUCUCGGCCAACUUUUUCGAGAUUGCCUGCCGUUAUGCCAACUUUUUCGAAAUUCGCCCCGACUGCAUUCCUGAGGUCCUGGAGGCGUUUGUCGAUGCACGUGGUCUCCAUCACCCAAUCUCAGCCAACCGUACGCGUGCAUGGUACUUGUUCUGGCGCUUCAGCAAGGAUCUCAAGCUCAAGUUGACGCCCUAUCUCCAGACGGUGCUGAACAGUAUUCAGGAUGUUUUGACGGUUGAGGCUUCGCUUCCCGGAGCGUUGAACCCCGGUUUCGAUCUCUCCACGUUCAAGGACCAAGUCUUUGAGACAAAGACCUACCUCUUUGAAGCUGUUGGACUCUUGAUCUCGCAAGAAUGUAUACCCGCUCAGCAACAGUUUGAGUACCUGACUGUAGUUGUCAGCCCAUUCCUGUCCGAGAUCCAAAAGAGUCUGGAAGCUUGCCGAUCGAUCCAACAGAGCUCGAACGGAACGAUUCAGGAUAACAUGACAGUAAUGGCAGGAACACCCCGCUAUCGGGAUUUAGAGCUUGUCUGGACCCUGCACCACCGUCUGAUGGCGCUCGGCAGUAUCGCCAAGGGAUUCCCAGACAUGCUGGGCAACAAGAAGGUCGCCGCCAAUGCCGCUGCUAUGGGCUCCAGCCCCUGCUCGCAGAUCUUUAAGCAGGUGGCAGAGAUCACAUUGGUGGCGCUCGAGACGCUUUCUCGCUUUGAGGUGAUUCGUUCGGCUUCCCGGUUUACAUUCGGUCGCUUGAUCAACUGCCUUGGUCAGGAUGUGCAGCCCUACUUGCCUACCUUGAUCACUGGUUUGCUGCAGGAAUGCUCGGUCAUGGAGUUGGUGGAAUUCUUGCCAUUCAUGGGCCAGGUGGCGCACAAGUUCAAGGCGACGAUCAUGUCGAUUCUGAACGGGCUGUUCUUCCCCCUUGUUCAGAAGGUGUUUUUCUUCUUGAACCAGGUUGCCAAUGGAACGGAUGAGGCCAUGGCUUUGGCGGAACUCCGCAAGAGUUAUCUCACCUUCCUGAUGGGCUUGUUUUCGUCCGAGCUCGAGAAUGUUCUCAUCACGGACCUGAAUGGACAGCAUUUGGGAUUGAUUCUUCAGAGUGUGUUGCACUAUGCACAGGAUCUGAGUGAUAUUCCUGUGAGCAGGAUGGCGUUUGGUAUUCUAUUGAAGGCUGUCAACUCUUGGGGAAGUCAAGGCGAGUCUUCGGGAGCGGCGGCAGCAGCAGCACACGCCAAUGGCAAGAAUGGAGUGAGCAAUGGAUCGUCUGGGAGCGGUGGUGGUGGAGACGGAACAGGAGAAAAGUUGGAAGCGCCUGGAUUCUACCAGUUCAUGUAUGAGCAUAUCCUUCGCAUUACGUUCGAGGUGCCUAUGAAGCCCAAUUUUGACUUGCAGGAUGGCCAAUCGGUGCUUGUUCUUGGCGAGAUUGCGGGAUUGCAAAAGGCGAUUGCGUUGAAGCAGGGAGGUACGUUCUUGAGCUAUUUGAGCCAAGUGUAUUUGCCAUCGAUCCACUGUCCGCCCGAGCUUGCGCAAGAAUACAUCCAGGCCCUGCAGCAAUUGGAUGCCAAACAGUUCAAGAAGUACUUCCAGGCAUUCAUCCAAAAAUCCAGAUCCUGA